AUGGCUGCACAAUGGCAAUGGCAAUCGGAUACUAAACCAUGCGAUGUUGCAGAUCCAGAAAAAGUCUCAUGGACAUCAUAUGCACCUGAAGAGAAUUUUCUGAUUGAACAAGCUUAUUGUUCAUCUUCAUCUGAACCUAUUGUAAUUUACGAUUAUUAUGUGAUUGAUAUUCAAAAACAGAUUCAAUAUGUACAAAAUGCUCCAACACAUCAACGUCCAAUAAGACGUCUGAGUAACGUUCAAAAUAUGAAUGAUGAGCAUAUUCGUCAAAAUCGUUUCAUUUUCUCCGGUGAUCAUGAUCAUUUCUUUCAACCAUUCGAAACGGAUAUUAAAUUUGGUUCAUUGAUGAUCCAAGAAUGGCACAAACAUUUUAUUGAAUGUCAUCAAGGAGAUGUGAAUGUGAGUGAAAAAGAUAUUGUUGAUGCGGCUAUUAAAGGAAUAGAAGAAGAAGGUUCAAAGAAUAUAGAGUUCAGUGGAGAAACAAAAAUCAUAUGUAAUGAAUUGCGUAAAGUACGAAAUUGUGAAAACAAAGUGAACAGAAAAGAAUGUGCGGUAAAAUUGUACACGCGUCCUGGUUUUCUGUACAAACUGGUCAAUCGAGCUCUUCGAGAGCGUGACAGGCGAAUUUAUCGAGAUACACUUGGGCCUUAUUGCUAUUUACUCUAUUCUUAUCUUUGUCUGCGUUCACCUUUUGGUAUUGAUUUCUAUCGAGGAACUGUAUAUCGUGGUGCUCGGCUACAUCCAGGUAUGAUCGGUCGAUUUCAGAAAGAGAUGAAACAAGGAGAUAAAUUCUUGACUUGGCUCGGCUUUACGUCAACAACUAAAAGUAGCGCAGUGGCCAAUGAAUUCACGGGAAAUACUCUUUUCGAAAUCUUAUUGACCGAUACAGACCAUUUUACAUGUCAAGGUGUCGAUAUUAGUAAACUUUCGCACUUCCCUAAUGAAGAAGAAGUUCUACUACCAUCUGGUUUCCAGUUUCAAAUUGUCGAUGUCAAACCAUUAGAGCCAACAAAAAACAAGCCAUAUCCUUGUUUUCAUAUACAAAUUCUUCCACGUCAAUGUGAUAGUGUUGUAAAAUAG
Rotaria sp. Silwood1 is the source of this 1080-nucleotide messenger RNA. Lineage: Eukaryota; Metazoa; Rotifera; Eurotatoria; Philodinida; Philodinidae. The record is from the annotation of a GenBank genome assembly.